Molecule: messenger RNA, 6774 nt
Organism: Aspergillus steynii IBT 23096
Lineage: Eukaryota; Fungi; Ascomycota; Eurotiomycetes; Eurotiales; Aspergillaceae
Exons: 12
Coding region: 1-6774 (2257 amino acids)
Biological process (GO): secondary metabolite biosynthetic process; fatty acid biosynthetic process
Molecular function (GO): fatty acid synthase activity; phosphopantetheine binding; oxidoreductase activity
Source: RefSeq, a predicted model, not a curated record
AUGACAGAAACCUUGCGAGACGCACUAUGUGGCCCUGGUCUUUCGGAUGGAACUGGAUUGCAUGGCAACCGGGACCUUCGUGGUGAGACAGCGAAUGACGCGUUGCCAAUUGCGGUCAUUGGUAUUGCCUUCAAGCUCCCCCAAGGAAUAGAGUCCGUAGACUCACUCUGGGAGACACUGUCUGCUGGUCGAUCUGCUUGGUCGCCUUUUCCCCCAAGCCGGCUGAACCCAACUGGCAUAUAUGAUCCUGACGAUGAGCGAUUGAACAGUUUUCCGCUUAAAGGCGCCCAUUUUAUUAACGGCGAUCUUGGGGCGUUUGACGCCCCUUUCUUCAAAAUCGGACCUGCUGAGGCGGCUGAGAUUGAUCCGCAGUCACGAAUAUUGCUAGAAACAACUUACCAUGCGUUGGAAAACGGUUAUAUCCUGGCCAAUCGAAUCAGCUGGUUCUUUGAUCUUCAUGGUGCUUCUAUCCAUGUCGGGACUGCUUGCUCCAGCGCUCUUGUAGCUAUACACGCGGCCUGUCAAGGGAUCCGGGCCGGAGAAUCUGAUCUGGCUAUUGUCGCUGGUGUCAACCUGUUGAUCAAUCCUGAUAUGGCUAUGUUUCUUAACAAUCAGAACUUCUUAUCUCCGGACGGCCGCAGCUGGAGUUUUGAUCAAAGCGCAAAUGGCUACGGUCGAGGGGAGGGUUUCGGCGUUAUUAUCCUCAAGUCCGUUGACGGGGCUUUGCGCGACCACGACACCAUCCGGGCUGUGGUGCGUGCCACGGGCAUAAAUCAGGACGGCCAUACACCAGGGAUCGUUCAGCCAAGCCGAACAGCUCAAGCUGACCUGAUCCGGCAAACAUAUCAGAAAGCUGGUCUUGAUAUGAAGGACACCAGAUACAUUGAAAGCCAUGGCACGGGUACACCUGUUGGAGAUCCAAUUGAAGCCGGGGCAAUCAGUGAUGCAUUUGGUAGUUCAAUUCCACUUUAUGUUGGCUCCGUCAAGGCGAACAUAGGUCAUCUGGAGGACGCCAGCGCUAUCGCGAGCGUCAUCAAAAGUGUUUUGGUGCUCGAGCAGGGAGAGAUUCCUCCCAUUGCGGGGCUCGAGGUUGUCAAUCCGGCAAUUGCAGUGGAGCAUCCCAAUCUACAGUUCCCGAAAACGACAGUGCGCUGGCCAUCAAAGGGGCUACGGAGAUUGUCAAUCAAUUCCUUUGGUUUCGGUGGAACAAACGCACACAUUGUCAUGGAGGAUGCUGAGAACCACUUAAAGUCCAGAGGAAUUACAGCCAGUACAUCCAAAACGUCGUCGGACCGACUCGAGGACCCAAAGCUCCUAGUAUUCUCGGCCCAGGAUGAAGGUGGUAUAGGUCGGCUUCAGUCUGCUUAUAAUCAGUAUCAUGCCGUUGGUCCGUAUCCCUCCAAUCAAGAUUACGUCGGGCAGCUGGCAUACACGUUGAGUGAACGACGAAGUACGCUGCUCUGGCGCUCGUUUGUCACCUGCGCCUCUCUGAAUAGCCUCACCCAAGGGCUUAAAUUAUCCACACCGGUCAAAGCGCUUGUUGCCCCUAAGCUAGCCCUCUGUUUUACUGGUCAGGGAGCACAAUGGUAUUCUAUGGGGCGAGAGUUACGUAUCUAUGACUCUUAUAGGGAAGCCUUGUCGGUGAGCGCGACAACGCUGAAAUCAAUCGGUUGCGAGUGGAACCUCCUUGAUGAGCUUUCUCGGGCACCAAACGAAAGCAGAAUCAAUGACCCCGAAAUCAGCCAGACACUGUGUACGGCUGUCCAGAUAGGUUUGGUGGAUUUGCUCGAGGCGGUCGGUGUCAAAGCCACGGUUGUUAUUGGGCACUCCUCUGGAGAAAUUGCAGCAGCGUAUUCCGUCGGUUUUCUCGACAAACGCUCUGCGAUCCGCGUGGCUUAUUAUAGGGGGCUCUUGGCUUCGCUGCUUGUCAGUGGUAACACCCACGAAGGUGCUAUGCUCGCGGCUGGCGCUUCCGAUUCACAGAUCCAACCUUACCUAGAUGCUGUUGGAAUGCAGCAUGGCAAGAAAGGUAUUACUGUAGGCUGCAUCAACAGCCCUCGCAGUGUCACUGUUACCGGCGAUUUACAGCAAAUUGAAUGCUUGAAACGGCUAUUAGACGCAGACGGCAUCUUCGCUCGAAAGCUCGCGGUUCCGGUAGCGUAUCAUUCUUCACAUAUGGAAGCCAUCGCCAAGAGAUAUUACGACUCCCUUGACUCCUUGACUGGGAGGCCAGGCAGUCUAGCGACUGUGAUGAUAUCCUCCGUCACGGGCGAGCCUGUGACAUCGAGAGAGGUCUGCCAGAGGCGCUAUUGGGUGGACAACAUGGUAUCUCCAGUGCGCUUCGCGAAGGCACUGAGCAGAGCAGGAUCCCUGCGUGUCAUCGGGGACAAAACGUCCCCACAUGAGGUCAGUCGUCCGCAGUUCCUGUUCCAGGACAUCUUAGAGAUAGGACCGCACUCAACACUUCGACGACAAAUCGAGGACACCUUAGCCGCAGGACCUGCAAAAGGCCCUGCUCCUGGCUAUUCCUCGGCGUUUCGCCAAGCACCGCGACAUGACUUUCUAGGUAUCCGAGUUCCGGACUGGAACCCGUAUCAGGCCAAAUGGCGGCGGCGCAUCAGAAUUUCUGAAGACCCUUGGCUCCAAGGCCAUGUUGUUUCUCGUGCAAACAUACUGCCCGGCGCUGCUGUCAUUGCGAUGGCGAUCGAAGGUGUCAGAAGCCUACUCAGUGUUUCACCAGCUCCAGACAAGUUGGCUGUUUAUAAGUUGAAAGACAUCCAGUUCUUCCGACCGGUCGGCAUCUCAGCAGAUACGGAUGGUGUCGAAGUCGAGUUUUAUAUCUGCUCAACCGGGCAGACUACGGACCGCGAUGACGGUUGGCGCGAAUUUCAUAUGUAUUGCAUUGAUAACGCCGCUUGGACUGAAGCAUGUCGUGGCCAGAUUCGAGUUGUCUACAUGCGGGAUAGUGGUCAUGUUGACAGUAAUAUCCAGACUAAGCUCGAGGCCGAAGAUCACGCCGCCGAGCUCGCUCGCGUCCAAGCAACCUGCAGUCGCACGGUAAAGAUGGAUCAAUUUUACAAUCGAUUGGCCGCAGAUGGCAUCAUGUUCGGACCUGCGCAUCAAGCUGUCAAGCAGACAGCUUACAAUGAUCACCUAGAAUGUUGGGGUCACAUCGAUCUCUUAUCUUGGACGACCAAUAGCAGGAAAUUGAGUCAAACAGACUUUGUCAUCCAUCCGGCCUCGCUGGACGGAUUGUUCCAUCUUGGGCUCAUACCUGUUACCGACGGAGGCAAGAAGGUAUUUCCCUGUGUUAUGAUAGGUAUUCAACAGAUGUGGAUCUCAGAAAAGGUACGAGACCAUAAUUCGAUCGUGGCGUGGAACAAAUCCAGCCUUACCGGCCUAGACAAAACUACUUCGAAUGUCGUUGCUCUGGACUUUUCUGGUCACGAAACCCUCUUUUCGGCUAGUGGACUUGAUGCCAAAUUCAUCAGGGGAGCCUCCGUAGCAUCUCAGGAUAGUCGAAGACUGUGCUGGAACUUUGACACGAGGCCCGACAUUGAACUCUUGGCCCCAGAGGAGCUCCGGCAGUAUUCUUUUGGUGUUGAAACUGAACCUCAUAUGACCGACGAUGUUUUCUUUAAUGACCUACUUGCUCGAGUAGAGUCUCAGGACGUUCGGGGCAGUUUCUUUGCGGUGAUUGCUCGAAAUCUCGACGACAUACUGAAGGGAAAGUCCGACGCUCUACAUCUAAUGUUUCACUCUUCUCUUGUCAAGGAUUACUAUCGAGCACACAACAAAAUGAACAACGGACUGCUCAAGUCCCUGGUUUUUCUCGACCUGUAUGCGCACAAGAACCCGCGCAUGAGAGUCCUCGAGAUUGGUGCCGGAACCGGGGGUAUGACAAAAUAUGUUCUGGAUACACUGACCCAAGAUGGAUCCGGUAUCUCAGGCGCAGGAAAUCCUCGUUUUUCUCACUAUACAUACACCGAUAUUUCCGCUGGAUUCUUCCCCGCCGCCGAGUCCUUGUUUGACUCGCUCAAAGACAGAGUGACGUUCCAAGUACUGGACAUCGAGAAGAAUCCCGUGGCCCAAGGGUUUGAGCUUGGGGUGUAUGAUAUGAUAAUUGCCGAAAAUGUGUUGCAUGCAACUCAGGAUCUUGAUACAACCUUGAAACACGUGCGGGAGCUACUUAAGCCCGAGGGUAAGCUGCUUUUACUGGAGCUGACUAUUCCCGAAGCCAUCCGCACGGGUUUUGCCUUCGGACUCCUUCCAGGUUGGUGGCGCUUCAAAGACGCGCACCGAGAGUUUAGCGCGCUAGUAUCGGCAGAAGUCUGGCAUAGUCUUUUGUUGAAGGCUGGCUUCUCUGGUGUCGAGCUGGAAUUGACCGAUUAUGACGAUCCCGUGCAUCAUGAGUACAGUGCUAUAAUAUCCACCGCCGUGGUCGACGAUGGUUCCCCCAAACUCCAUCCCCCGAGAACCGCUAUUGUCUUAGACGAGAGCGAUCCCGUCCAAAUUAGUGUCGCUCAGACUUUGUCUCAAAGGAUUAAAAACAUGGCUGCUCCAGAAACCACUGUGACCAGGCUUUCCGAUGCUGCUCGUUUGGCCGGGCAGGGAACAUGGCUUUUUAUUAUCAUCGUUGAGCUUGGAGAUUCUUUCAUGUCUCGCAUGACUGAAAGCUCUUUUGCGCACCUCAAGCAAAUCUUUCUGGCUGCCGAUGGGCUGCUUUGGGUCUGCCGUGGUGGUGGAUCAAGACCACAAUUACCCGAUCACGCCAUGAUUCAGGGCGCGUUUCGAGGCCUUCGACUAGAAAAGAACGCUUCCAAGUUUAUUACUCUGUCCCUGGAAGCAGCGACCCUUGAUUCAGCAUGGAUCGCGUCCAAGACGUUGAAAGUAUUCCAGGAUGUUGUCACCAAGCCAGUGGAUGAAUGCGAGCAAGAGUACGUGGAGAGAGACGGUUCUCUCUGCGUGGAUCGCCUGAUCGAGGGGGGCUACCUCAAUCGGCAGCUGCCUGCCCUCGCCGUAGAGACAGAAAAUGGAGAAAGAGCUUUUGGGGAUUGCGAUAGCUUGAGGCUCGAGAUUACGACUCCUGGGCUUCUUGAUACUUUGCAGUUUGUGGCGGACAAAAACAUACAUGAGCCCCUUGGUGCAGACGAAAUUGAAAUCCAAGUCGAAGCCAGUGGCGUCAAUUUCCGUGACUGCCUGACCGCUUUAGGUCGUAUUCCUGGUGAUAUCUUGGGGCUUGAUUGCUCUGGCACGGUGACUCGUCGCGGGGACACUGUCACUGACCUGGCCGUUGGGGAUCGGGUCUUUGCGGGUGCGCUUGGAACUUAUCAAACGUACACACGAUGCAAGGCUAGCCAUGCUAUACCUAUACCCGAUUCGAUGAGCUUUUCGGAAGCAGCUGCUCUCCCCGUUGUCUUGAAUACGGCUUUCUACGCACUUGUUCAUGUCGCUAAUAUCCAACCCCGUGAAACCGUUCUGAUACACUCCGCUGCAGGCGGGACUGGGCAGGCGGCAAUUCAGGUUUCUAGGUUACGCAAAGCCGAGAUCUUUGCCACGGUAGGCUCUGAGGAGAAAAAGACCUUGCUGAUGAACUUAUAUCAAAUCAGCGAGGACCAUAUCUUCGACAGUAGAAGCACGUCGUUUGUCAAAGGUAUUCAACGGAUGACCUCCGGAAGGGGUGUCGAUGUUAUCCUGAACUCUCUCAGUGGAGAUCUUCUGGUGGAGAGCUGGCAGUGCAUGGCUCCCUUUGGUCGCUUUUUGGAACUUGGAAAGAAGGACAUACUCGAGAAUGGUAGCCUUCCAAUGCGGCCCUUCGCGCGGAACGCUUCAUUUCAUGCGAUUGAUCUCAUUGCGCACCUGGACCGUCCCGAAUUCUUGCGCCGUCUACGAAGCGACAUAGAGCCUCUGAUCGCCCAGGGUAAGCUUAGAGCACCGCAGCCACUUCAUGUAUACGGUGUUGCAGAAAUCGAGAAAGCAUUUCGCUACUUGCAGGGCGGCCAAAAUACGGGGAAGACUGUUAUCGAGAUGAGGCAGAAGGAUGUUGUGAAAAACAAGGUAUUCGAAAACAUGACCUUCCGGGAUUGGAAACAGGCCGUGGACUCCAAGGUCGCAGGAAGUUGGCACCUGCACCGGCUGCUGCCCAAGAACAUGGACUUUUUCAUUAUGUAUUCAUCUUUCGCUGGUGCGAUAGGUGGCACUGCGUCCGUUAAUUAUUCGGCCGCCUGUGCCUUCCAGGAUGCCCUAGUGCACCACCGAAACUCAUUGGGCGAGCGAGCAACAACGUUCAACCUUGGACUGAUGUUAGAGGACGGCGUGCUGCGGGACAACGACACUAACUUCGUCACGCGCGGCACCGAGGUUCCAAUCAUAAUGAAACGCCCCUUGCUCAGCGGCACCUGGAAUAUACAGGACGCAGAAGAUACACAGGCAGCUAGUACCGGCGCAAACGGACCUGUGGAUGUUGUGCAGCAGUUGGCAGGAAUUCGCUCCGUUGAAAAGGCGGCCGACGUGAUUGCCGAAAGCCUUAUGCAUCGCCUGGGUAAAGCUCUCGGUGUGCCGGUUAAGAACCUGGAUCUAUCCAAGCCGCUAAACGGGUACGGAGUUGACUCUUUGAUUGCGGUGGAACUGCGGAAUUGGUGCCAGGCAAAGCUGGAUGCCGACGUGCCAGUCUUUGACAUUCUCGCGAAUAAAUCAUUUUCUGAGAUCGGCAGCUUGGCUGCGGGGAGUAGUAAGGUCGUGGCGAGGAUGUUGGAGGGAUUCAAGGAUGGCUGA